AUGGAAAUCACAAAUAAACAACUUCUUGAGGAAAUAAUUCGCUGUAAUAAAGAUCUGAAAGCAACAAUAGAAGCUGUUGAAGUUAGGGUUACCUUGAAAAUAGAGGAGAUAAAGCAUAGGUUAGAGAAAGUCGAAAAGGAAAAUCAAGAGCUGCAAACAAAAAUAGAAUCACUCGACAGAGCAAACAGAAAAAACAACAUCAUAAUAUUUGGAUUGGAGAGGGAAAAAACCGAAGAUUUAAAUAGUGGGGAAAUUAUUGAACUGCUGAAAAAUCUAUCAGAUAUAAAUAUUGUCGAAGCUGACCUCAAUAAUUUCUAUAGACUUGGAAAGACAAGUAAAAGUCCAGUCAAAAUAGAGUUCAUUUCUUAUUUGAAAAAAUCUUUGGUUCUCAAGAACUGCAAAAAACUAAAGGGAACUCGAAUACACAUUGCCGAUGAUUUAACCCUCACCCAAAGAGAGGAAGGAAAAAUAUUGAGAAAACAUCUGUUUCUUGCAGAAGAAAACCAAGAAAUCGACUGCUACAUCAAGAACAACAAACUGUAUGUAAACAAAAAAUCAUUCACUGCUGCCGACCUCGAAGCUACUCACGGCGAUUAUUACACCAAUCAAAACAAACCACAUAGUGCCCCAGGAACUCCAGUUGCCAAAGAAAAUCCCCCUGUCUUUCAAAAACCCAAUUCCCAAAACAUCGAGAAAACUCAAGACAUCCCAAGUACAAAAUCUGCUGUUCCAAAGAAGACACCGAAAGAUACUAUAAUAGAAAAACCAAAUACUAGGAAGAACUCUGCAUCAAAGUACUAG
Phaedon cochleariae (mustard beetle) is the source of this 801-nucleotide messenger RNA. Lineage: Eukaryota; Metazoa; Arthropoda; Insecta; Coleoptera; Chrysomelidae. The record is from the annotation of a GenBank genome assembly.